AGGGAGGGGCUCUUAGAGGUACAGGUGAGACAGGUGGAUAUCUCAGCUACAACCUGUCUGGUCUCUACAUCAGAAACAGCGAACACACAAUCUCUGUAUAUUGACUGCAACACCUCACCAAGUGGCACAAUGAGUGCAGAUGGAAAAAAAGAACCCCCUCCCUACCUGAUACCAGUUGAAGGUCAGGGUGGUAGUGAUGUGAAGGUCUACCACGUGCACACCCCUUUCACUCACGCAUCGGAUACCUCGGCCUCCGCCUCGACAGUCAUACCAGUGUACACAAGUGGAGGAGGUAGCUUGGGUUCAGGCCUUGAAUCUGGAGAUGGCAAAAGAAAGUUUGUGAGCUACGACACACAGCUUGGGCGGAAUCCCGGCAUGACAACCUGCACUUCCUGCCAGCAGCAGGUCAUGACCAAUGUCACCUACAAAGCAGGGACGUACGCCUGGCUGAUGUGUUUACUCUUCAUCUGCUGUGGGUUAGUCCUGUGCUGCUGCCUGAUUCCAUUUUUCAUGAAAAACUUCAAGGAUGCAUACCACACAUGCCCGCGCUGCAACAGAGUCCUGUACGUUGACAAGAAACAAUGCUGUAAAUGACGAUGAUGAUGGCAGAAAUGGACCCAUAGAAAUGAGAAAUAACGUCCUGUUACCUUUGUCUGUGUUUGGGUUACCUGGUGAAAAACAAGCAGUUAUGUCAUUUUACAAAGCUGACAGAGAAAGGCCACAGUUCAAAUGUAUCUUAUUUCUAUGGACGAGCCAUUACGUUAGCCGAGGCAAAAUCAAACACAAAUGGCUUCCACGUUACAUCAAGUUAUUAGACUGGAAGUGAUUGUGUUGUCAGAGCUUAAAUAUCAUGUGCUCACUUUUUAGGCUCUUGCAAUUUACAUCAAAAACACCCUAAACACUUUUUGGGAGUUGUUAUAUUUUUGUCUCAUUUCCAGCAGAAAAACUCUCUAUUAUCCUACUCACAAACUUUUGCAUAUGAAAUGUUUAAAAUGAAGGCUUGUACAUAGACUUUAUCCAAUAUUUUAUGUUUCAAGGGACAUUGUACAUUUGAAACUUAAACAGAUGAGUUGUCCUUUUGAGGGGAUUGUCACAAUUUUUUAAUAAAUAAUAGCACUAUAAAACAACCCAAGCCACAAGCCAACACAUUACAUUAGGCCAGAGAUGAGAACAAAAAUUUGCAUAUUUUCAUGUCUGCACUAUAAAUUUGAGUUGACAUUGUUUUGUUGCACAUUUUUUAUUAGAAAUUACAUUUUCUACAAAAAAAUUGAGACCAUUUUCAACAUAUCUAUAUGUUGUCAGCCAUAAAAUUACUCUUCUAAUUAUUAUACAAAGGGAUAAAGGGCAAUCUGAGCGAGCUUGAAGUUCAAAGAGAAGCAUAUAUCAUGUACAACAGCAGCCAGCUGUAAAUGUAAUCUUGAAUUUUAUGUAGAUUAUUUUAAUCUUUACUGUUAGGUUUAUCCAUGUGUUUUUGUCACAAUGCAAAGGACAAUGCAAAAUUAAAGCAAUACUACACUAUGACGUGAUGUGUUCACUGACAGUCAGCUUUUGACAGCAUAAGUGUUGGUGGAGCCACUGAUCAGCCACUUUAAAUAAUAAAUGGUUUGAACAUUCAAAGUCCUGUUUUGAUCAUCCCAGAGAAAUGUGUUUGUGUCUCAUUUCUCUACUGUUACAACUUGUUGAAAAAAAGUAUUUCUGCUUCAUAAUAAAAAGCAGGAAAAAUGUUGUAGAUAGGGAUGUGAAUCCUCUUCAUCUCCUCUCACACUGUUCCCUGAAUGACACUGGAGUAUGCUUGGACCUCUGUUAUUUACUAUUAUUAACUAUUUUAUAACAUUAUUUCUCUAAUAAAAAUAGACCAUGUAGAUGAUA
Messenger RNA from Lates calcarifer (barramundi perch), 1869 nucleotides. It is a transcript of the gene litafd, whose product is annotated as Lipopolysaccharide-induced tumor necrosis factor-alpha factor homolog-like. The coding region runs from base 130 to 594 and encodes 154 amino acids. NCBI's taxonomy places the organism in Eukaryota, Metazoa, Chordata, Actinopteri, Centropomidae. The record is from RefSeq and is a predicted model, not a curated record. Gene Ontology annotation, molecular function: zinc ion binding. The transcript is spliced from 5 exons.